Molecule: messenger RNA, 1188 nt
Organism: Aspergillus heteromorphus CBS 117.55
Lineage: Eukaryota; Fungi; Ascomycota; Eurotiomycetes; Eurotiales; Aspergillaceae
Product: tyrosinase family protein
Exons: 4
Coding region: 1-1188 (395 amino acids)
Molecular function (GO): oxidoreductase activity
Source: RefSeq, a predicted model, not a curated record
AUGUAUUCAAGAAAGAUUCUGACGCCAGUAAAGGCGUUUUUAACUAAAGUCGAGAAGUUGUUUUCAACAAAACGGACUUGGAAAUAUGCCUCUUUGUCCAAGACAGACCAGGCUGAGGAUGCCGCCGAGAAGGUUGAUUGGAAAAGGAGAGGGAAAUGGCCAUUCUACCAGCGCUGCUUGGUCUUCCUUCUCCUGGGUUCCAUCCUCACUGGGCUUACUGGUAUUUUGAUAUUUGUCGGAGCCAAAUAUUCUCAUGCGAAAGGUUCAGGAACAAAUCAGGUAACAAGUAUUAACGAGAAUCCCUUCCAACCUGCCAAGUCAUGCCAGUACCCUUCCGUACGUCAUGAAUGGCGUACUCUGAGCAAAGGGGAACAGUUCGAAUAUAUCAGAGCUGUUAAAUGUCUGACGCACAGGCCAUCACGAGUCCGGACAAAUGGGACACUAUAUGAUGAUUUCCCAUGGAUUCAUGCAACUUCAGGUUCAUUCUCACACCACGCGGCCGCUUUCUUGUCGUGGCACAGGUAUUUUAUUCAAGUGUUUGAAGACACAUUAAGAGAGGAUUGUGGAUAUCAAGGAACACUGGUGUACUGGGAUUGGUCUCUGGACUGGAAUAAUCUGACCGGUGCCCCGGUGUGGGAUCCCGAGACGGGCUUUGGUGGAGAUGGUGAUAUGGCUGGAGAAAUAACUAUUGGCGAAGGAAGAUGUGUUACUGAUGGUCCCUUUGCAGGACACAUCAACAUGUUCUACGGGCCCAAAGACCAUCCCCAUUGCUUAUCAAGAGGAUUUACGGAUGGCGAAGGCCACUAUGGAACUAUUCCGGGCGAAUCGGUGCACCCGGAACGCAUCGAGGAUAUCCUAAGUCAGGAGGAUUAUGAAUCAUUCUUCUUUGCGCUGGAGAAGGGCCCACAUGACACAAUUCCGAAUGGUGUUCGUGGAGAUUUCUUUAGUUUUACCGCUCCAUAUGAUCCUGUGUUUUACUUGCAUCAUACCCAACUUGACCGCCUCUGGUGGCUUUGGCAGGAGCGCAACCCAAGAGAAAGACAUUUCGAGUACACUGGUCCUGCGUCAAUGGGUAGUGAUCACAUGGCAUCGGUCUAUGAUCAGCUCCCAAUGUCUGGAUUUGUCGAGCCGUUACGAGUCACGGACAUUAUGAACACGGAGUCCGAUUUCCUCUGUUACAGAUACUGA